Closterium sp. Naga37s-1 is the source of this 1986-nucleotide messenger RNA. NCBI's taxonomy places the organism in Eukaryota, Viridiplantae, Streptophyta, Zygnematophyceae, Desmidiales, Closteriaceae. The record is from the annotation of a GenBank genome assembly.
AUGCAGGUUACCGCGGCGCUGAAGAGGAGGUGGCGACUGGGGGAGGGUGGUGGCCACGUGGAGAUGCUGGAGAACUGGGCGCUGCAUGCAGACAAGGUGGGGCUGCGAGGGCACUCCAUCAUCUUUGCUGCGGAGAGGCAGUGCUUCGACUAUGCCAACCAGAAAUGGCCUGGGCAGGCACUGCUGCUGGACUUAGAGGACGAGUUCGUGCAGGACGAUGCAAAGGUGGACCUGUCGCAAGAAAUCGGAUACCAUUCCGCGGGCUUCCUCCGAGUGACCUCCCGCCGGGCCGUGUACAUCCUGCACCUGCUCGCCUUUGGCUUCUCCGUCCUCUACUCCGAUAUCGACCUCGCUCCUGCAAAACCCCCUCCCAUUCUUCGCUCCCCUCUCCUCCUCUCCCUCCUCUGCCUCGCCUCCUGCCGCUUAUCCGCCGAACGAAUUCGACGUGUUCAUCACCGCAGAUCAAGCCUGGAUGGACGGCCCAGAUCACACGCCAAGGCGCUUGUUUCCCUGUGGGCAUACAACAUGGUGAAGAGAGGAAGUUUUGUUGCCAACGAGAACGACCAGCACCACCUCGGCCAUGUCAUCACGAUGAUGAGAGAGCGAGGGAUUGACGCCAAUAUCGGCGUGCUGCCCGGGAAAAAAUUCCCGUCGGGCGAGUUGAUGAAAAACAAUAUGACGAGUUUCAUGGAGAUAAAGGCGGGGGUGGUGAUGGUGCAUGCCAACUAUGUGGUGGGGAAGCGGAGUAAAAUUGACCGGUUGAUUGAGGCUGGGGUGUGGCUGCUGCCACCUCCGGCAAAAGAGGGAGAGGAGGAGGGGCAGGGAGGCGAGGAAGGAGAGGAGGAGAUGGAGAGGAGGUUGAUGGGAUUGGCGGAGUGGGUGCCGUCACAUUUGGAUGCGGUUUUGAGGGUGGCGCCUGGUGUGGCCAGGGAUGGGCCGCUCAUUCUCACCGUGCUCUGCCAUGAAGUGGACCUGCAGGCCUGCAUGAAGCGCAUGGGGGCGCGCCCUCAUUUCCAAUCCCUGGCCACCCGCAUUUCUCUCCGAUACCCACCUCAUGCGCUUCCCCCCUCCCCAUUUCCGAUACCCACCCCAUGCGCCUUCCCCUCCCCCCCCCACCAAGCUUCCGUUUUUACUGUACCUCUACCUGCCAACGCUCCCUCCAGUAAUAUUAUCCGCCAACCUGCCUCGGUUGCUUCUACUGGCGGCAGUGGGAGUGAGGAGAGGCCAGGGGAGAAGGCAGAGGAGAGGGACAGGCUAGCGUGCCUGCUGAUGCCAGCACUGCUGGCCUCCCGCCUCCUUGCUGCCAACAUCACGGUGCUGUUUAGUGACCCGUCAACUGCAUGGCUUCGUAACCCCCUGCCUUUCCUCCCAGCUACCUUCUCUGUCCUCCUCCCCUCCACCUCCCACUCCCCCACCCCCCCCACCCUCGACACCACCACUCCCACCCCUUUCAACCGAUCCCACCUUGGCUCUCUCUCCCCCUGGCUGCUGCUGCUCCGCCCCUCCUCUCCUUCCUCCUCCUCCUCCGCUGACCCCCCUUCCUCUCACGCCCUCGCCCUCUCCUGGGAACUACACGCACUCAAGUCUCUGUCGAAAGAACCAUCUCUUUCAGACAAGGGGGAGGGAGAUGGUGGGAGCACACCCCUUGCCUUGUCUGUCGCAGUGCAAAGUGCUUUCAACCACGCCAUAGCAAGUGUGGUGGAAGCACAGGCAGGUGAACGGGCAGGUGAAGGGGCAGGUGAAGGGGCAGGUGGUGAAGGAAUCACGAUCGGGGUUUUGCCUGCGUUUUUUGUUUUUUCCAAGGAGGGGGGGGGGAGGGAAGGGGGGGGAGGUGGGGGGGUGGGCGAGGAGGGAGGGGAGGGGGGGAGGAAGGGGAGGGGGGGAGGGAGGGGAGGGGGGAAGGAGUGGAGGGGGGGGAGGGAGGGGAGGGGGGGAGGGAGGGGAGGGGGGGAGGGAGGGGAGGGGGGCAGGGGUGGGGUUGGAUGA